AUGACCAAAUCCGCUCUCAACUCAGACCUCAUGCGUCGUCCACGCAACAUGAAGAGCCUAUCUUCGCUGUUCCUCCCCUGCCUGCAGGCGCGGAAACUCCGCCGUCAACGACGACAGGAAUACCACACCUCCUGGACUUGUGCGGGCAUAUCAGACUUCGAGCAGGGUCCUGAGCAGGCAGAUCACCACCAUCACGAACACAAGUACCGAUACGACUCCCCACCCGAGUCGACCGAGCUAUCGCGUCUGCCCGAACAACCCAAAGACGCUAUCACCAAAGGCCCGCAGACAACAGCGUCCAUCCGACUCGUCAGCUCCGGGGACUCGGAGUGCUCGACCCUAGGCCCAGAGGAGGGCCAUCCACAUGGCAAAGAAGACUCCUCCGCCAAACAAACCGGCACUCUCUCCGAUGAAGAGACCGACGUCGAGUCCACCAGCCCCGAGAACCCCCACCGGGCCAUCUCCAUGGAAGUCGGGCCUCAGACCCCUCAACGCCCCCAGGACGACGACGAGAUCACCACUCCCCGCAGCAAAGACGACCUCGACCUCGAGCUCUCCACCCGCCGCAUCCCCCGCAACCCCGACAAGAAGCCCCGUCCAGCCAGCAUGGACGUGCCCCCCAGCGCGGCCGCCAAGCUCCCCGAGAUCAAAAGCCGGAUCAUCGAAGACAUCCCCGAGGACGUGGAAGAGGAAGGCAAGCACGACAACGACAUGACCCAGACCGGAUCAACCGCCGCUCAAGACAGUGAGACCGAUGAAGACCCCGACUCGGCCACGAAAUCCGCGUCCGCCAAACGCAGAUCCACCUGGCGUCUCAGCCAACGCAAGUCCAUGAUCGAGAUCUUCAACCUCCUCCAAUCCACCGCCGCUGCUGUCGCCUCCGCCCCCAAGCUCUCCAACCUCAAGCUGCCGCUGGCUGGUCGCUCCCCUCUCCGUGCGUCAAUGACCUCGUCCUCCUACGAUGAACCUUCCUCCCCGGUCCCCCCUACUCCGCCCCCGAAAUCACCUCCCUAUGCUGCAGCUGCAGCUGCAGCAUCAACCUCAACCACAGCCCCCGCCACAGCCACAGCCACGACAACAACACCAGCAGCAGCAUCAUCAUCAUCAACAACAACAACAACAACAACAACAACAACAACAAGCAAACCCCUCCCCUCACCCCACCCCCACGACCACCCCGACCCAAGCACGCCCACCCCCAGCCCGACCAAAAAGCAACGCCGCAUGGGAACAGCCGUCUUCCCCCUCCCCAUCUCAACGCGCAAAUGGGCCGAGAUCCAUCCCACUCUGGGCACCUUCGCGGGGAAGCACCAGACCACCACCAACGGUGAAAACAAAGGUAACAGUAUCAAUCAGACUCUUUUUCGCUAG
Aspergillus heteromorphus CBS 117.55 is the source of this 1371-nucleotide messenger RNA. RefSeq lists its product as uncharacterized. Lineage: Eukaryota; Fungi; Ascomycota; Eurotiomycetes; Eurotiales; Aspergillaceae. The record is from RefSeq and is a predicted model, not a curated record. Bases 1 to 1371 code for a protein of 456 amino acids. The transcript has 2 exons.